Messenger RNA from Cheilinus undulatus (humphead wrasse), 2194 nucleotides. Its product is annotated as WASH complex subunit 2-like. The transcript is spliced from 5 exons. Lineage: Eukaryota; Metazoa; Chordata; Actinopteri; Labriformes; Labridae. Bases 43 to 1752 code for a protein of 569 amino acids. The record is from RefSeq and is a predicted model, not a curated record.
UCUCAGCGAGAGUAUCUGCAUCCAGACACAGAGGCGGUGGUCAUGAAGCUGGGAGUCCUGGUGCUGCUGGCCAUGAUGGCUCUGGUUCCUGAGGCAGACGGCCGGGUCAGCUCUAAAUGUGAGCUAAAGGCCAAACUGUGGGAACAGAUACCCCAAAACCUGGAUGACCACCAGAAGAAAUACGUCCUAGCAGCACUGAUCAAUCAUCUUAACAAGACAACUAAACUGGAAACCAAAACUAUUAAGAGGCUGCCCGAACCAGAGUUACCACAGGUUAUGAUCCAAGGCUCUGAAGAAUGGACCGAUCAGGAAACUGCUAUGAAUGAAGAAGCAACAAAGGAUGAACCAAUGCAAGAUGAAGGACAUGGCAGUGAAGAAACAGAGGAUGAAACAAACGGCGACGCAACAGCUGAUGAUGCAACAGUGGACGACACAACAGCCGACAACGCAAUGGCAGAUGGAGAGAAAAAGAAAGUUAACGAUGAAGAACAAUAUUCUGAAGAAAUGCAAAAUGAAGGAAACGGCAGUGAAGAAACAGAGGAUGAAACAAACGGCGACGCAACGGCCGAUGACGCAAUGGCAGAUGGAGAGACAAAGAAAGUUAACGAUGAAGAACAAUAUUCUGAAGAAAUGCAAAAUGAAGGAAACGGCAGUGAAGAAACAGAGGAUGAAACGAACGGCGGAGAGACAAAAAAUGAAGUUAACGAUGAAGGAAAAUAUUCUGGAGAAAUGAAGGGUGAAGGAACACAAAAUGAAGGAAACAGCAGUGAAGAAAUAGAGGGUGAAAUGAAUGGAGAAGAAAUGGACAAAAAAACAACGGAGAAAGCCACAACAACCAAAGCUACAACAACCAAAGCUACAACAAAGAAAGCUACAACGAAGAAAGCUACAACAAUCAAAGCUACAACGAAGAAAGCUACAACAAUCAAAGCUACAACGAAGAAAGCUACAACAACCAAAGCUACAACAACCAAAGCUACAACAAAGAAAGCUACAACAACCAAAGCUACAACAAAGAAAGCUACAACAACCAAAGCUACAACAAAGAAAGCUACAACAACCAAAGCUACAACAAAGAAAUCCACAACAACCAAAACUGCAACGAAGAAAUCCACAACAACCAAAGCUACAACGAAGAAAGCCACAACAACCAAAGCUACAAUAACCAAAGCUACAACAACCAAAACUGCAACGAAGAAAGCUGCAAAAGAUGUAACGAGUGAGGAUGCAAGAGAGACAGGAAAUAAAACGGCAAUUGGUGAAUUAACAGGCAACGAAGAAAAUAAGGCAACAAAUGCUGAUGACGGAGUUGCAGAUGAAGAAGCAACAAAUGCUAAACCAUCAACCAAUGAAAACACCUUAAAAACAGAAGCUGCCAAGAGAAGACGAAAGCGUGACGUUUACAAGAUGACCAAGAAGUGCAACCUGAUGCAACGGCGCCUUCUGGAGAGGUUGAACCUCUGCGCCAGUUUUGAUGAAGUGGCGCAGACUUCGGCUGAAGACAAGCAAAAAGAUGGAGUGUGGACGCUGAAUUGUUACGGGAUCUUUGGACUGAGUGAUGGAUACUUCUGCAAAUCCGGACACCGUGACUCUGAAAACGUGUGCAAAAGAGACUGCAGUGACUUCGAAGAUGACGACAUCUCUGAUGACAUUGAUUGUCUGAUGAAGACAAACUACUGGCUGAAACUUGUUCAGGACUCCACCACGAACGUUUGUGACCUUGAGGAUUUCUUUGAUGGCUGUGACGACUGAGUCGGACAUCGGGCUUUCUUCCUCACAGGGGGACGCCACAGGAGCUGGGACGGUUUUGGUUUUCUAACAGCUGCAAAGAGUUGUUUUCUUUAUUUAUUUCUUUAUCUUGUAGGAACUGACUUAAUGAUUGAAAAUGCUGAAUUAGGAACAGUAGUCACUGGGCUACUGCAUGCCCUCCCCCUCCCUCCUCCCUCUACCUGUGGCCUGCAGCACACCCGAGUUUGAUCAGCAUGAGGCCACCACACAUUCCCAGACAACAGGAGCUCUGUUUUCUUUUCAGACUUAAAUAGGUGGUCUGUUUGCGUCAGGUCUUAUUUGGGUGGUCUCUGGUCAAGUGACCCACAUAUUAGCCACGCCCCCUCCCUUCUGUUGCCCCGCCCCUGUUUGAUUUUUUGGUUGGAUUUGUGAAUUUUUGCACCAUUACUAAUAAAGCUUGGCUUCU